AUGGGUGGCUAUUGCCGUGAUCUUGCGGCAACAAGUGAGGCCCCACGGGGAGCCCCUGGCGUCAAGACCAGUGCAGGAUCCGACCGCGGGGGAGCCCUAGACAUAAGUCUGGUGGCAGAUGUGCCACGCGAGGGCUCAGAUCUGGCGCCGCCGGGACUGGAUCCGGUGCCCCCAUGGCAGGAUUCGUCAAGCCCCUGGCCGGAUCUGGAGACGGCGUGUGAUCUCCGCUUGCGGGCGGAGGCGCAGCGCAGAGGCGGCUGGAUCCCUAUCAGUUCCUCCACUGCCACAUCCGCCUGUGGGAUGAAUGAGCCGCUACUGCCGGAGUUCUCGGUUGGCAGCCAUGGCUGCUGCGUGACCUCGGUCUCCGGCGCAGGGUGGGCCGUGGGUGGUCGCAGCUGCCGGUGGUGGCAAGUAGGGGGUGACGCAUUCGGCCGCGCCGGCGCUUCCAUGCACCUUGGUCUCCAGCUUCCUCCUCAUCAUCGAACUACCCUAGAAGCUAGGAAGGGUGUUGGCAAGGCUUUUAUCACUGCCUUCCACUCUGGCGCUGUUAUGGGUUUCCUGCUUGCAUCAAGUGGGCCUGUGGUUCUGUAUAUGACCAUUAAUGUAUUUAAGUUGUAUUACGGUGAUGACUGGGAGGGUCUUUUUGAGUCCAUCACUGGUUAUGGCCUUGGUGGGUCAUCCAUGGCUCUCUUCGGAAGAGUUGGUGGAGGCAUCUACACAAAGGCUGCUGAUGUUGGUGCCAAUCUUGUUGGAAAGGUCGAGAGGAACAUUCCUGAGGAUGAUCCUAGGAACCCAGCUGUGAUUGCUGAUAAUGUCGGUGACAAUGUUGGUGACAUUGCUGGAAUGGGAUCUGAUCUCUUUGGGUCAUAUGCUGAGUCUUCCUGUGCUGCCCUUGUUGUUGCGUCUAUUCCAUCUUUCGGAAUUGACCAUGAUUUCACUGGGAUGUGCUACCCACUCCUUGUUACCUCUGUUGGUAUCAUCGUCUGCUUAAUCACCACCCUUUUUGCUACUGAUUUCUUUGAAGUCAAGGCUGUGAAGGAAAUUGAGCCUGCACUUAAGAAGCAGCUCAUCAUCUCCACCACCCUGAUGACUGUUGGUAUUGCUGUAAUCAGCUGGUUGGCCCUUCCAGCUAAGUUCACCUUCUACAACUUCGGUACUCAGAAGGAGGUCUCCAACUGGGGCUUGUUCUUCUGUGUUGCAAUUGGUCUGUGGGCUGGUCUGAUUAUUGGUUUUGUCACAGAAUACUACACUAGCAAUGCAUACAGUCCUGUGCAAGAUGUCGCCGAUUCGUGCAGAACUGGUGCUGCCACUAAUGUCAUUUUUGGUCUCGCUCUUGGAUACAAGUCGGUUAUCAUCCCGAUUUUCGCUAUCGCUAUUAGCAUCUAUGUCAGUUUCUCCAUUGCUGCAAUGUACGGCAUCGCAGUUGCCGCUCUUGGUAUGCUGAGCACAAUAGCAACUGGUCUUGCUAUUGAUGCUUAUGGUCCCAUCAGUGACAAUGCUGGUGGUAUUGCUGAGAUGGCUGGAAUGAGCCACAGAAUCCGUGAGAGAACUGAUGCUCUUGAUGCUGCUGGCAACACAACUGCUGCUAUUGGAAAGGGAUUUGCCAUUGGUUCAGCUACUCUUGUGUCCCUGGCGCUUUUUGGCGCCUUCGUCAGCAGAGCUGGAGUGACGGUUGUCGAUGUCCUCUCCCUGAAGGUUUUCAUUGGUUUGAUUGUUGGAGCCAUGCUUCCCUACUGGUUCUCUGCCAUGACCAUGAAGAGUGUUGGAAGUGCCGCCCUGAAGAUGAUGGAGGAGGUCCGCAGGCAGUUCAACACCAUUCCUGGGAUAAUGGAGGGAAGUGCGAAGCCCGACUAUGCAACCUAUGUGAAGAUCUCCACUGAUGCUUCCAUCAAGGAGAUGAUUCCUCUGGGUGCUCUGGUCAUGCUCACUCCCCUCAUUGUUGGAACCCUCUUCGGUGUUGAGACUCUUUCUGGCGUUCUUGCUGGUGCCCUGGUUUCUAGAGUGCAGAUUGCCAUCUCUGCUUCCAACACCGGUGGUGCAUGGGACAAUGCCAAGAAGUACAUUGAGGCUGGUGCCAGCGAGCACGCGAGGACCCUUGGCCCCAAGGGAUCUGACUGCCACAUGGCUGUUGUGAUCGGUGACACCAUUGGUGACCCCCUGAAGGACACCUCGGGCCCGUCCCUCAACAUCCUCAUCAAGCUCAUGGCCGUGGAGUCCCUCGUGUUUGCCCCCUUCUUCGCCACCCAAGGUGGCAUUCUGUUCAAGUAUCUGUAA
Messenger RNA from Miscanthus lutarioriparius, 2274 nucleotides. The record is from the annotation of a GenBank genome assembly. NCBI's taxonomy places the organism in Eukaryota, Viridiplantae, Streptophyta, Magnoliopsida, Poales, Poaceae.